UCCUCUCACUGGCUUAGUGCUUCAUUAAAUUCCUCUGGAUCUGAACACUCCUCAUACGUUCCUUUUACUUUCCCUUCACAACUCUCUCCCUCUCUCUAAAAUAAUGCCUAAAAUCUUCCCAAUUCUUCUCCUUCUCUUCAUCAUUUUUGGAUUUGGCGUGGGAGCGAUGGAAGCAGCGGCACAUGCAGGCUGUGAUAUCAGUUCAUCCCAAAAGAGUGGGGGCAAGCCCAGGAAAGUGAUGAUGGAAGUGAUGGACUAUGCAGAUCCAGGCCCAAAUACCAAUACAAGAAGUGGCUAUCUCACCCCACCUUCUUCUCCCCCUCCGCCGCCCUCUUCAUGAAUCUCACAUAAUAAUUUCUUCUCUGUUCUUCGUUUCUUAUAUCAUAUUCUAACUUCCAAGUGUAAUUCAUGCAUGGAAUUGCACCUUUUAGUGUCAAAUUUCCAGUAAUUUGCUUCUAAUAUUCGAUCAAAUAAUUACAUUAUUUUAUGAUUAGUUAUAA
This is a messenger RNA of Cucurbita pepo subsp. pepo (vegetable marrow), 500 nucleotides long. The record is from RefSeq and is a predicted model, not a curated record. Lineage: Eukaryota; Viridiplantae; Streptophyta; Magnoliopsida; Cucurbitales; Cucurbitaceae.